CACGGAGCAGCCUUUAAAUGGACUCGCCCCCUUCCGCAGCACCACUUCUUUCUGCGGAGAAAAGCUGCCCACGGGGAAGAGGAAGACCCACUCCGGCUCAAGUUCUCACUCUUGUUCGUUACUGAAAUCUCAAGAUGUCCACCAAGGAAAAGCUGAUCAGCCAUGUGAUGAAGGAGGAGCCUGUUGGCAGCAAGAACAAGGUCACAGUGGUGGGCGUUGGCAUGGUGGGCAUGGCCUCCGCCAUGAGCGUCCUGCUGAAGGACUUGUGUGAUGAGCUGGCCCUGGUUGAUGUGAUGGAGGACAAGCUGAAGGGUGAGGCCAUGGACCUGCAGCACGGCUCCCUCUUCCUCAAGACGCACAAGAUUGUGGCCGACAAAGACUACAGCGUGACAGCCAACUCCAAGGUGGUAGUGGUGACUGCCGGCGCCCGCCAGCAGGAGGGCGAGAGCCGUCUCAACCUGGUGCAGCGUAACGUCAACAUUUUCAAGUUCAUCAUCCCCAACAUUGUCAAGUACAGCCCCAACUGCAUCCUGAUGGUGGUCUCUAACCCAGUGGACAUCCUGACCUACGUGGCCUGGAAGCUGAGCGGCUUCCCCCGUCACCGCGUCAUUGGCUCUGGCACCAACCUGGACUCCGCCCGUUUCCGCCACCUCAUGGGAGAGAAGCUCCACAUCCACCCUUCCAGCUGUCACGGCUGGAUCAUCGGAGAGCACGGAGACUCCAGUGUGCCCGUGUGGAGCGGCGUGAAUGUUGCCGGAGUUUCUCUGCAAGGUCUGAACCCAAAAAUGGGGACUGAGGGUGACAGCGAGAACUGGAAGCAGGUUCACAAGAUGGUGGUUGACGGAGCCUAUGAGGUCAUCAAGCUGAAGGGCUACACUUCCUGGGCCAUUGGCAUGUCUGUGGCUGACCUGGUGGAAAGCAUCUUGAAGAACAUGCACAAAGUUCACCCUGUGUCCACACUGGUCAAGGGCAUGCACGGAGUGAAGGAUGAGGUCUUCCUCAGCAUCCCCUGUGUCCUGGGCAACAGCGGCCUGACAGAUGUCAUCCACAUGACACUGAAGCCCGAGGAGGAGAAGCAGCUGGUGAAGAGUGCUGAGACCCUGUGGGGUGUACAGAAAGAGCUCACCCUGUGAAGAGGGCUUCCCUGAAUUCUCUGCUCCACCAGGACACCACACCAAGCUCUGUGUGGUUAAUCUCCACCUACUUGUACCUCCUGUGUCCCUCACGGCAAUGGACGAAUGAGACCUUUGAGUAUCUAGAAAAGGCCAAGUGUUUGUAGCUUAACCAAUGGAAACUAGAUUUUAGUUGACAUGGGUAUCAUUUUCCAUUGCUGCCUUCCCCCCUCCAUUAAUAAAUACUCAAAAACACAUCUAAUACCUUUAGCCUUCGAUCUUAGCCAGUGUUGAAGCGAGGGGGCAUCUACAUGUUGUCCUGUCUAACAAUCAAAUGUAAGGCUAUGUGUUCUAUGUACUGUAUGUUAAUGUAUACUGUUGCUGUUACUUCUGUGCACUCCUCGUUCGUAUUUGGUAGGGAUUCUGGGUAUUCUCUGGUUGUUACCGGUUGUUUUUUUUCCACUUGGGAAUCUCUGUUCAUUUUUAUAUUUGGAGAACAAUGGAGACAUUCCAUUCUCUAUAAGGAAGGCUUCCUAUAGAGUUGAUAUCAAUCACUGGGCCAAACUCCUGUGAUACCAAAGUACCUUAUCACAGAAAAGCAAUUCACAGUGAUGCUGUGAAGCUUUUCACAAAAAAAAAACCACACAAGUGCACUGAAAAAUAUCUAUUAAAAAGGCAAGCUGUUACACAGACAGGUCACACCGGAGAGACUGGUAACAACGUAACUUGCCAUAAUGUAACAGAGACCCAAUUGGAAAGAGUCAGCUAGAAUCAUUGUUAGGAAUCAUAAUGGAAGUUAACAAUCCGAAAGGUGUUAUAAGUAUGUGCACCCUAAAUACCCUCAAAGGGUGUCUGUAUUUAUUUUACUCCUGACUUUAAGGAAAUAAAUAACAAUAACAGAGAAAUAUCAUAUUAUUUAUGACCGUAAAUAUACGGAUAAGAUCUAUUUAUGUAUUGAUGUUAAAACGUUGGAUACCGUUGAUGGAUCACUCUAAGACUCUUCCUGUCACGGCAGCUGGAUGUUGAUUUUCAUUUGCCUGUAACAUCAAAUAAAUCUGCCAGGAUGACGAUA
Messenger RNA from Paralichthys olivaceus (Japanese flounder), 2184 nucleotides. It is a transcript of the gene ldha, whose product is annotated as lactate dehydrogenase A4. Gene Ontology annotation, biological process: lactate metabolic process; pyruvate metabolic process. Gene Ontology annotation, cellular component: cytoplasm. Lineage: Eukaryota; Metazoa; Chordata; Actinopteri; Pleuronectiformes; Paralichthyidae. The record is from RefSeq and is a predicted model, not a curated record. Gene Ontology annotation, molecular function: L-lactate dehydrogenase (NAD+) activity.